AUGGGAGAAGUCUUUCUCGACAAAACAAUCGGCCUCUUGUCGUCCGACAAGCUGAAGACCCGCUCAGAGGGAUUAGCAGACCUCAAGCAUAUCCUUCAGCGAAACAAAGGCUCUAAGCUGUACGUACAACAACUCAACGAUAAAGCUUGCCAUAAGGUUUUCCAAUCAUUGUUCCGGUUCAUCGCGACGGAAAGAUCAAUUUACAAUAAGAGCCAGUCGAGCACAAGGAGCACGUCUGCAUUGCGACUUUCAUCAUGUGCAUCUAUCAUUCGGAUGGCCGUUGAUAUCUUCCAGAGAAAUCUGAGGAUGAAAACAAUCCGUGCCAUCAUCGAUCACAUAACUGAAACCAUACCAGUCCCCGGAGAAGGCCUAUGGGAACCACUGAGCUUAGAUUACAUCAAGAGCUUAGCAUCCCUUCUACGGUAUCGACCUCAUGUGGAGCAUCUGGGCGAAGACGACUGGGAAGCCCUCAUUGGAUUUUGCCUUGCCAGCAUAGGCUUACAGGACAAUGAAGAGAGCCAGCUUAGCAUCCGAAGUACUCGGUCUGGGAACGACGAUUCGAGUGAAGGCCGUUCAACGCCUUCUAGAAUGACACCUGCUCCAGCCACCCGAGAAAGACACAAUGCCAAUAGGAAUUCCAUUGAGGAGGUGAUGCUGUGCAUUCAAUACUUGACAGCAGCCCCAAAUGCUUUCCUUCAGAGUAAGGCCCAGACCGUCCUUCACGGACUGGUAGGGUUCGUCGAAUCACCCCCAACCGGCGUAUCUGGUAAUACACACCAGCUCGCAUUCAGUAGCAUCAAUGCAGUCGUUACGAAAGUCUUGUUUGAUCAAUCCGAUCUCGUUUGUUCGUGUCUGUUGAACUUGGUUCCAGUAAUACGCCGCCUUUGGGCCACCACCAAGCUACAGGCCUUGAAGGAUGAGCUGCUCGUCACUCUGAUGCUCUCUCUGGUGACACUGGUGGAUGCCGCACAAAAGAGCCCGUCUGAAGCCCUGGCACUUGACAUCAAGGAGCUUGUCACUAUGCUUCAUUCGGAAUACGUGGAAGGUCCCCCAAAGCAAAGUCUACAAAUCGAUGAGGUAGUGUUCUUUCAGAAGGACACUGCAUGUCAAAUGCCUGUAUAUGGACCUCGUCUGGGCCUUGCUAGAUCGGAAUAUUAUUGGACAAUGAUCUGGAUGAUUGCAGAGCUGUUUAAGCUUUCAGAACACAUCAAUGCCUGCGUCAAGGCCACUGGAUCUCACGAAGAUUCGGUCAAAAAAGUGCGCUCUCAGUCCGAGAUACAAGAUAUCUUUCGAGAUGCUGUCUCCGCAACAGGUACAAGACGAACGUGCGCAUUGCAAUUAAUUCCGUUCCUCGAAUCCGAACUGGACAAUGAAACAAAGGAGAUAUUUCUCAGAAGACUCGUCUCGAGCAUCUCUGACGACAGCGGCACAGUGUCAUCGUGGACAAUGGUAGCCCUGACAAGUAUUGCAAAUGGACCAACUGCGAGGUCACCCGAGAUCAGAGCGCACUGGCCGCGAGCCGUUGACCUUGCCACUCGUAACUGCUCAUCUCCAUUGACUUCGAGGGCUGCUUGCCACCUUUUGUGUACUAUCUUACAGUCAGACCUAUUGGAUUACUCAGUCGCCAUGGAGAAAACCCGUUUAACCCUAGCUUCUGUCAGUGGACCACCUGCUAUCUCGGAUUCAUCUCUUAGGCUAUGGACAUUUAUUGCCCGCAACAGGACGCAGCCUGACCCAGGAUCCGCCCAAGAAACUGCGAAAGAGAUUUGUGCCUGGCUGAGGGAGGUUUGGACUUUUGGAAUGUCUGAUCGAAUUCAGACAACCCGAGUGGCCGCAUAUGCUCGGCCUACGGAGCUCUUGGAUCUCUUAUUAUCAUGCACCAACCGGUACCUUUCCAUACCUCACUACCACCUGGCCGGACCAGUGGGAAACAUUGCUCGCAGUUGGUUCUUCCUCCAUGAGAACCGGGAGCUGUUAGAAUACAAUUUCCACACGGGCACUACUCAAUAUCUCAAUCCAUGGGGACCUCAGGAAGAAUUGUCACUGGAACAGUCAGUCACGGAAGAUUCAAACGAUGCAGUUAUAUUAGAACUGCUUCGUUCGCGAUCUGAAUUUUUCCUGCAAGCAUGGCAUGCAAUGAUUGAGGAGGGGCCACAUAUCACGCCAGAAAGCUUGCAAAUCUUCGCCUCUUUUUGUGUUGUGACUUCUCUUUUUACAUCAUGCCUUUCUCAAUCGACCCAGUCUCAAUUUCAAGAGCUACAUCAGAGUUUCUCAAAACUCUGGGAUUCGAUUUGCAAUUUCCUGACAACCCAUGAGUCUGCAUUCACCCACAGCUGCCUAGUCUUGAUUUCGCCGCUUCUAGAACCAUUGAUGGACCACCAAACCCCUUCCGCUAUUAAGACUAGCUUGGAAGAGCUUGGCGCACCACUAUCAAAAGCACUUGAGCAUCUGCGCCAGAAUUCAAAAUCUCAAUCCAGUGAUGAUCCCAUGGAUCUAGACGAUCGAUUCUCAAGCGAACAAACCUCAGCAGCAGUUGAUGAGACGAUUCUUGCUAUGAACCGAACCUCUGACCUUAUCCUUCACGACGCAGAUACCUUCCAACGUUGCGUGACAGUUCAGCUAUCAGCCUACCUUGCAUUCAAUGCAGACUCUCGGUCCAUCGACACUUCGGAAACAUCUCGUGUUAUCGAAUACUUGACAGGCUUAGAUGAACCUGACAUCCUCGCAGCCCAGGCUUUCUUGCCGAAGGUUUAUCGAAAAUGCUCGAAAUCUACUCCCUCUGAGAUACUCUCACUUCUAGAGGAUUUGGGUGAAAAAUGCCUUCAGUCUUACGACAUGGAGAGAUGCGAAGCCUCGCUUUGCGUUUGCAUUGCCAUGAUGGCCAGUUUCCAAGACUCAUGGACGAUAGGAAAUGACGAAAACCUCAAGGAAUCGGCCAUGGAUCUGUAUCAAUGGUUCAUGGAGGUGCCCCUGGCUCGGAAGCAGGCUACUUCCAAGGUCUACAUUGCCUUAGCUGAGCUCAUUCAGGAUGUUCUCGGAAGCUCCUCCUCAUAUGGCAACCAGCGGUCCCUCCCGUCACCUCGCACAAGUUUGUUCACAAUUCUUCGUGAAGGAGACAUACGGGUUAAGUUCGACAUUGCGAAAUUCAUUCCAACUUUAUUCGAGCGUUUCCUUUUCAAGGACCACGACGCAAUCUUUGACGAUGUACUCGAAACUCUACCUCGAGAUCCGGAAUGGAUAGAAGGUAUCGCAGUCCGUCUCUUUGUGCUCUCCCAAUUAGCUUCGAAGUGGCACACAUUGCUGCGAAGGAGCAUUUACCACUUGUUUGAAACCCCGGCUCAAGUGCCACAAUCCCUAUGGUAUGCUGAGAAGUGCAUGAGAUCGGUAUCUCGGACUCUUGGCCUUCAAGACGCCAAGGAGCUUUUCCAGCUUUUUUCCUCUCAAAUUCUUUACACCUGGACAGAGAUUCAAGAUAUCAUGUCAAUGCCGUUUAGCAUCUUUGGGUAUGAAAGCCUCCGAGAGAUGCUUCGGGAUGUUAAAGACGAAGUCGUUGGUCAAAUGACUAUGCGUGCAAGAGAACAGGAGACCAUCGAGCUCGCCAACUACUUGGAAAUACCUCAUCUUGAGCUCUUGACUUCUUCUUUCCACAAAGCCGAAGCAUACAGCAUUGCGCGCGACAUCAGCACUCGCCCUAGCCAGGGAAGCCAGCCAAAGGCCGUUGAGCCUCGUUUGCAAAGACUCAUCGGCGCUGACAAUUUCAUAACUCAGGUCGAAAGACAAUUCCCCUCUAUCAUUGCUGACUUUUUUGCAUCCCUUGACUACUACGACCAGAUUGAGAGGGCGUUUUCCAAGCGCCAAGACUUUAUCUACGCACAAGACAUACAGACGCAGAUCUUUGACAGGAGCUCAUCUCAGAAUGUACUUCCAGCAAACCAACAGCCGUCUUUUCGUGCACGUUAUCUCCUGGUCGAACUCGAAGUACUCUGUGAUCGUGCUGGAUUCGAGUUCGGAUCGAUCUGGACACCUUCACUGGUAUCAUUUGUGUGUCGCUCGCUAUUUGAGACCAUUCAUCCCGCUCUAGGCUCACUUCAUGCCUGCUCGGUGGUACGAAAAAUCAGGAUUGUUGUCUGUGUAGUUGGUCCGAUCAUACUACAAGACUAUCCUUUUGAGAUGACGCUCGGCGCUCUACGUCCCUUCAUUGGCGACGUUUAUUGCGCCGAAGAUGCCAUUGGUGUUGUCUGGUAUCUUCUUGAAGCCGGCAAGUCAUAUCUCCAGGAAAACCCGAGAUUUGCUGCAGGAAUAGCCGUCACAAUUCUUGUAACUCUUCGCGCAUCAUAUUUGUUGUCAUCCGAGAAUCCCAUUCAGGAGAGUCAGAUGAAAACGGUGCAAGCAAGCGCGCAGAGGUUUUACGAAUGGCUGGUUGAUUUCUUUGGUCGUCUUAGCUCCUCGGAUUGGAUCCAAGAGACAAAAGAGUCAUUCGACAGACUACUAUCUCUGGCAGAGAAAUUCCCGACAUCCCCCAAGUCCUCAAUUGGACAAGUGGCAAGGGAUCUAGCUUUUGAAGUACUCAAGGAUCGUGAUUCUGUGACAUCGCUGCUCACCACGCCUGUGGCAGAUCUAGUCCUAUCCCUCGUGUGCUCGGAAUUUGAACAGGCAUCUGAAAUCAGCGAUAACCUUUCAAGUGGCGAGGUGGAUCCGUCCCUUCAUGUUGUCUCUCUAUGGCAAACACUUCAGAAUUUCGAUGGGGGCUCUCAGUAUCGACUCUGGGCCGCUCGAGCCAUUGGAAGGUCUUUUGCCGCUACUGGAAAGACCAAUGAGUUGCUCGUCCGAGAACAAGACAUCUCUUUGUUCCAAAAGUCCGAGUCAUCUGAGCCGUCUGAUAUUCUCUGCUACUCCAAGUCUAGGAUUCUCAAGAUUCUUUACGACAUGUUAGAAAGUCAGCAGCAGGACGGAGCAGGCCUUGUUGAGCGCACCUUGCAGCUUAUCGUCAGCACAAUUGCGAACUAUCCGGACUAUCAGGCUUGCGAUGAAGUGAUCCCCGAGUUUUUGAUGAAAGCACUCAUCUGGAGUCCUUACGUAUGUCCAACUAUACCACUCUCACACAUUGAGCUGGAGAGGUGUGAAAAUGCCACACCCAGUACUGUUGGGCUUUCCGUGGAUGAGUGGGCUCGUGGAAUCUCCUUACUUCUGGCAAAUGCUGCUCUAGAUGACCCUGUUGUUGGUUCUCUCCGCAAAAUCAUGAACGUCAAACCGAGGCUGGCCGCGCAGCUGCUUCCUUACGUGACUCAUGAUGUGUUACUCUCGGAAAGAUAUGAAAAGGGCGAUAAAGGGGAUGUUCGCAAAAUGAUUUCAACGGCCUUCGGACAAGUUUUGAGCGAGACCUGUGAAGAGACGAUUCCUCACGCACAGCUUGUGAUAAGCUGCAUUCUUUAUCUUCGGAACCAGCCUAUGCCAAAAGAAUCAACGAUAGUGCAGCGUGAUAACUGGCUCGACAUCGACUUUGGGGAAGCAUCCUCCGCCGCACACAAAUGUGGACUUCAAAAGACAUCUCUGCUGUUCCUGGAGAUCCAGACAUCUAAAGUAAUCACAGGCUCUCGACGGACGUCUGUUGUCAAGUACGAGCCACCACCUGCCUUGCUACAUGAUGUCUUCAAGAACAUAGACGAUCCGGAUUUGUUCUAUGGCAUCGAGCGAAGCUCAUCACUGGCCAGUGUCAUGGAGAAACUAGAGUAUGAAAGCUCUGGGCUCAAGAACCUUCUUUUUCAGAGUGCAAAGUAUGACAGUGAGACUCAAAUGACCGACAAUGCAGACCCAUACGGUGUGUUGAAGGCAUUGAAUUCAACCAAUCUCCAGGGAAUUGCCAAUACCAUGCUUUCCGCUUCCAGCAGUGCAAAUAGCGCAUCUGUCGCUUUCGACAGUGCCCUACAAGCGGCGACCAGUCUUCAGAAAUGGGAUCUCCCUGUUUCGCCAUCAGACUCAUCACCCUCAUCCACUGUGUUCCGGACAUUCCAAGGUCUGAACAUACUUGGUUCUCUCUCUGAGAUAAAUUACUCAAUUGAGAAGGGCUUGCUAGCGACCCUUGAUACCCUUGUCAAGCCCGGAUCCCCUGUUCAAAUGGGUAAAUCUGCUAUCCAGCUGCGAGCUUCAAUGAGGGCCCUUGGAAUCAUGACUGAAGUGAGCGACACUUUACACUCUACCUCCCCCAAAGAGCUAGAAGAAGAGUGGCACAAGAUCGCCACGAGAAGCCAUUGGCUGAAGACAGAGAGGCGAGUCGGAGAGAUUCUUUCUUGGCAUGAAGCUCUGUUUUCAUCAAUCAGGAAAAGCGAUGUCCUCAAAUCACAGGCAAAUCUGAGCCUUACGGACUCGCGGCUGCUGGAGGCCAAGGCUAUCCGUCGGUCUUUGGAGAUUACCAGGAGUCAUGGCAACUCUCAAGCAUCCCUGAAGUCUGCAAUCAACCUCUCGAAGAUGGCUGAACCGUCAUUCGAGUUGAACAUCGAUGGUGCUGCAAAAUUCGAUCUUGCAAAUGUGCUAUGGGACCAAGGCGAGAUGACCGCUUCAAUCCGCAUGCUCCAACAGUUGAAGAGUCAAUAUGACCUUCCCAAGCAGGCCAUACCACUCAGCCGGGCUGAACUGCUCGUCACCCUGGGUCAUCAUGUGGCCGAAGCACGCCUUGAAAAACCUGAUUCUAUUCUACAGGAAUAUCUAUAUCCUGCAGUCAAAGAGCUUAAGGGCAACACAGGAGAAGAAGCAGGUCGAGUCUACCAUGGUUUUGCAACCUUCUGUGACGAGCAACUCCGGAACCCCGAUGGCAUUGAAGACUUCAAACGAGUCGAACAAUUGCGGGAUCGAAAGGAGCAGGAAGUACUCGGCCUUGAAGAUAUGAUGAAGAACGCCACCGGCAAAGAGAGAGACUAUCUCAAGAACUACCGGGCUAAAGCAAAGCAAUGGUUCGACCUUGACGACCGAGAGUAUCAACGUCUAUUGAGAAGCCGCGAGGCCUUCCUUCAACAGUGCCUAGAGAACUAUCUUCUUUGCCUGCGUGAGUGUGACACAUACAAUACUGACGCAUUGCGCUUCUGUGCACUCUGGCUCGACAAUUCGGCUAGCAAGACCGCCAACUCCGCCGUCUCUCGACGACUCGCCGAUGUCCCAAGCCGCAAAUUUGCACCAUUGAUGAACCAACUAUCUUCCCGCCUGCUCGAUGUAUCUGAUGACUUCCAAGCACUACUCACCCAACUGGUUUACAGGAUCUGUGCUGAUCAUCCCUUCCAUGGCAUGUAUCAGAUCUUUGCCAGUAGCAAGUCCAAAGGAAGCAAAGACAAGUCAUCUCAAUCGCGUUUCCAUGCCGCGAAUCAGCUUGUGGAUCGCCUCAGAAACGACAGCGAGAUUGGAGAGACCUGGGUUGCUGUUCACAAUGUCAAUAUCAGUUAUGUUCGCUUCGCGGUCGACAAACCGGAUAGCAAAUACAAAAGUGGCGCAAAGGUUCCGCUGAAGAACUUGACGACUGGUGAACGCCUGACGCAGGACAUUCUGCGUUACAAGCUGCCACCUCCUACCAUGAAGAUCGACCUACGGGUGGACUGUAACUACAGCCAAGUUCCGACGAUCUCAGCCUUCAACCCGUCGUUCACCAUUGCUUCUGGUGUCAGUGCUCCUAAGAUUGUGACGGCCACUGCAUCUAAUGGCGAGAAAUUCAAACAAUUGUACAAAGGAGGAAAUGAUGAUCUCCGCCAAGACGCAAUCAUGGAGCAAGUAUUCGAACAAGUCAGCAGUCUUCUGAAAGACCACCAACCCACACGUCAACGUAACCUCGGUAUCAGGACCUACAAAGUCCUACCACUAACAUCCAACGCCGGAAUCAUCGAGUUCGUUCCGAACACCAUCCCCCUGCAUGACUACUUGAUGCCAGCCCACCAACAAUACUUCCCAAAGGACAUGAAACCCAACUCAUGUCGCAAACAUAUAGCCGACGUGCAAACCAGAUCCUUUGAGCAGCGCGUCAGGACCUACCGACAAGUGACCGAUCACUUCCAACCAGUAAUGAGGUACUUCUUCAUGGAAAACUUCAACAACCCAGACGACUGGUUCAGCCGCCGACUAUCCUACACACGAAGCACAGCCGCAAUCUCGAUCCUCGGGCACGUUCUAGGCCUCGGCGACAGACACGGGCACAAUAUCCUCCUAGACGAAAAGACUGGAGAAGUAGUGCACAUUGAUCUCGGCGUGGCAUUCGAACAAGGACGCAUUCUACCCGUUCCCGAAGUCGUCCCAUUCCGCCUAACCCGUGACUUGGUCGACGGGUUUGGCGUAACCAAGACCGAAGGCGUUUUCCGACGUUGCUGUGAAUUCACGCUCGAGGCACUUCGCCAGGAAUCAUAUAGCAUCAUGACUAUUCUGGAUGUGCUCCGGUAUGAUCCCUUGUACAGUUGGACUGUGUCGCCGCUGCGAAUGAAGAAAAUGCAAGAUGAUCAGGAAGCUGGCGAUGGACCUCCAGUUUUGGCUGGGGCUUCUGACUCGAAGAAUGAGCCUAGCGAGGCAGAUCGUGCUUUGACUGUUGUGGCGAAGAAGCUGAGCAAGACGCUCAGUGUUACUGCUACUGUGAAUGAGCUGAUACAGCAAGCAACCGAUGAGAAGAACCUUGCCUUGCUGUAUUGUGGCUGGGCGGCGUAUGCGUGA
Molecule: messenger RNA, 8676 nt
Organism: Penicillium olsonii
Lineage: Eukaryota; Fungi; Ascomycota; Eurotiomycetes; Eurotiales; Aspergillaceae
Source: the annotation of a GenBank genome assembly